This is a messenger RNA of Hemisphaericaspora subhashii, 222 nucleotides long. RefSeq lists its product as uncharacterized. The record is from RefSeq and is a predicted model, not a curated record. Bases 1 to 222 code for a protein of 73 amino acids. The transcript has a single exon. Lineage: Eukaryota; Fungi; Ascomycota; Pichiomycetes; Serinales; Debaryomycetaceae.
AUGUUAGUGGUGCUGAAUUUUGAUUUUGAUGGUGGUGGAGAUUUCAUUUUGAUUUUGAUGGAGAUCAUGGAAGAAUUUGAAUGUUGGUGGUGGUGGAAGAAGAUCAAUGCUCCUAGUGGAGAUUUGACGUUGGAUUUUGAUGAUGCUGGUGGAAGAGUUGGAAUGGAGGUGGUGGAAGAGUUUGAAUGGAUGUGGUGGAAAUGUGAAUGUUGGGAUGGAUGA